Puma concolor (puma) is the source of this 2751-nucleotide messenger RNA. Lineage: Eukaryota; Metazoa; Chordata; Mammalia; Carnivora; Felidae. The record is from RefSeq and is a predicted model, not a curated record.
GGCGAGGCCCCCAGCAGCGAGACCGGCACGUCCCUGGACAGCCCGUCGGCCUACCAGGGCCCCCUAGCGCCCGGUUCCAGCCUGAGCCCGGACCACUACGAGCACACGUCGGUGGGAGCCUAUGGGCUGUACGCGGGCCCGCCGGGGCAACAGCAGCGCACACGGAGGCCCAAGCUGCAGCACUCGACCUCCAUCCUGCGCAAGCAGGCCGAGGAGGAGGCCAUCAAGCGCUCGCGGUCACUCUCUGAGAGCUAUGAGCUCUCCUCGGACCUGCAGGACAAGCAGGUGGAGAUGCUAGAACGCAAGUAUGGAGGCCGCCUUGUGACGCGCCAUGCGGCCCGCACCAUCCAGACGGCCUUCCGCCAGUACCAGAUGAACAAGAACUUCGAGCGCCUGCGCAGCUCCAUGUCGGAGAACCGCAUGUCGCGCCGGAUCGUGCUGUCCAACAUGAGGAUGCAGUUCUCCUUCGAGGGUCCUGAGAAGGUGCACAGCUCCUACUUCGAGGGGAAGCAGGUCUCGGUGACGGACGAUGGCUCACAGCUGGGGGCCCUGGUGCCGUCGGAGCGCGGCGACCUCGGCGAGCCGCCCGCCCUCAAGUCUCCCGCCCCAUCCAGCGACUUCGCGGACGCCAUCACGGAGCUGGAGGACGCCUUCUCCCGGCAGGUGAAAUCACUGGCAGAGUCCAUCGACGACGCCCUCCACUGCCGCAGCCUGCACUCGGGGGAGGCGCCCCCUGCCGACACGGGGCGGGCCCGGGAUGCCGAGCCCAAGCCGGCCCUGCACGGCGCUGACCACCACAAACUGGACGAGAUGACAGCCUCGUACAGCGAUGUCACCCUGUACAUCGAUGAGGAGGAGCUGUCGCCCCCACUGCCCCUCUCACAGGCCGGGCACCGGCCGCCCAGCGCCGAGUCGGACCCGCGGCUGCGAGCCGGGGGCGCCUCGCAGGACUACUGGGCGCUGGCCCACAAAGACGACAAGGGGGACACGGACACGAGCUGCCGGAGCACACCGUCGCUCGAGCGGCAAGAGCAGCGGCUGCGCGUGGAGCACCUCCCGCUGCUCACCAUCGAGCCGCCCAGCGACAGCUCCGUGGACCUCAGCGACCGCUCAGACCGCGGCUCACUCAAGAGGCAGAGUGCCUACGAACGCGGCCUGGGCGGGCCACAGGGCAGCCCCAAGCACGGCCCCCUGGGCUGCCCCCCGAAGAGCCUUCCCCGGGAGGAGCCCGAGUUGCGGCCCCGGCCCCCCCGGCCCCUGGACAGCCACCUGGCCAUCAACGGCUCGGCCAACAGGCAGAGCAGGUCCGAGUCUGACUACUCGGACGGGGACAACGACAGCAUCAACAGCACGUCCAACUCCAACGACACCAUCAACUGCAGCUCUGAAUCGUCGUCCCGUGACAGCCUGCGGGAGCAGACGCUCAGCAAGCAGACCUACCACAAGGAGACCCGCAACAGCUGGGACUCCCCGGCCUUCAGCAACGACGUCAUCCGCAAGAGGCACUAUCGCAUUGGCCUCAAUCUCUUCAACAAGAAGCCUGAGAAGGGCGUCCAGUACCUCAUCGAACGUGGCUUUGUGCCUGAUACGCCAGUGGGGGUGGCCCACUUCCUGCUGCAGCGCAAGGGCCUCAGCAGGCAGAUGAUCGGCGAGUUCCUGGGCAACCGACAGAAACAGUUCAACCGAGAUGUGCUGGACUGUGUGGUAGACGAGAUGGAUUUCUCCGCCAUGGAGCUGGACGAAGCUCUCCGGAAGUUCCAGGCACACAUCCGGGUCCAAGGGGAGGCUCAGAAGGUGGAGCGGCUCAUCGAGGCGUUCAGCCAGCGGUACUGCAUCUGCAACCCUGGGGUGGUUCGGCAGUUCCGGAACCCAGACACCAUUUUCAUCCUGGCCUUUGCCAUCAUCCUGCUCAACACAGACAUGUACAGCCCCAACGUCAAACCUGAGCGGAAAAUGAAGCUGGAGGACUUCGUCAAGAACCUGCGAGGUGUGGACGAUGGUGAGGACAUUCCCCGGGAGAUGCUAAUUGGGAUCUACGAGCGCAUUCGCAAGCGGGAACUGAAAACCAACGAGGACCACGUGUCCCAGGUGCAGAAGGUGGAAAAGCUCAUCGUGGGGAAAAAGCCGAUUGGAUCCCUGCAUCACGGGCUUGGCUGUGUGCUCUCUCUGCCCCACCGGCGGCUGGUCUGCUACUGCCGGCUCUUCGAGGUUCCAGACCCAAACAAGCCCCAGAAGCUCGGGCUGCACCAGCGAGAAAUCUUCCUGUUUAACGACCUCCUGGUGGUGACCAAGAUCUUCCAGAAAAAGAAGAACUCGGUGACGUACAGCUUCCGACAGUCCUUCUCCCUGUACGGCAUGCAGGUUCUGCUCUUCGAGAACCAAUACUACCCCAAUGGCAUCCGGCUCACAUCUGCUGUCCCCGGAGCAGACAUCAAAGUGUUAAUAAACUUUAACGCUCCCAAUCCUCAAGACCGGAAGAAGUUCACCGACGACCUGCGGGAGUCCAUCGCGGAAGUGCAGGAGAUGGAGAAGCACAGGAUAGAGUCGGAGCUCGAGAAGCAGAAAGGCGUCGUGCGGCCCAGCAUGUCCCAGUGCUCCAGCCUCAAAAAGGAGUCCGGCAACGGGACGCUGAGCCGAGCCUGCCUGGAUGACAGCUACGCCAGCGGUGAGGGCCUCAAGCGCAGCGCCCUCAGCAGCUCCUUGCGGGACCUCUCCGAAGCGGGUAAGAGCGGGCCAGGACCCCCUUCCUAG